AUGUUGAAUCUUGAAAGUUCGGCGGUGCUAAAUUACAACGUAAAAAUGGCGCUCGACAACACGAAGAAGAAGCGGUAAGUAGUCGUUGUUUACUGGCGGACUUUCCGCUUUAGUUUCCGUGUCUCAUUUUCGUGACGUCGCUUUUUGACGCUUGCAUUUUUGUGCUUUUUUUUCUCGUUUUUCUCAUAGGAACCUUUUGAGCAUAGUGGAUAGGCUUGUUGAAAAGACUGGAGCAAAAAAAGAUUCCAAUGUACGGAAAAAACAGGUACAUCUUGGCAGCUUUUUAGUAUCGCGCAACGCGCAAAUCGAAGUUCAGAACGGGCGAAGUUACGCAUACAUGAAAAGCUGACCGGUUUUCGACGCGCUUUUCGCUUUCGUCCCAGUAUAUUCGCUUUAACUCAUUUGCGCACGUAAACUUUACAUAAAUGUACAUCUUCUCAAGCUUGAUAGACUUUUACGCAUUGUUUUGCGUCGAAAAAAGGAAGAUUUUCUUUUGAGAAAUACGAAAUACUCAUGCAACUGUGUCCGUUUUGCGUUCCUUGUUGAGCAUAGAUACCGUUCGCUGCGGGCAGAAUUUUGGCUUUCCAGCGAUCGUUUAGUCGCAUUUUUGUUCUCAUGUUAUGAUUUGCGAUGUAAUUCGAUGGGUUUAGUUUGUUUCCGUAUUUUCUGCGUAAUAUUCUCAAUGCGCACUGUCCAAUUUAGUGCCAGAGCUUUCGAGAGCUUGUUUAGACUCGCAAGUGAGGUCGAAGCCGACUGAAAGUGCGUAUUGCGGCUCCAAUCCUCUUUAAGCGAAUAAGAGCGACUGUCGUUCACUAUCACAGGGGUAGAUUUGGUCUUGGCGGUAUGCGCAAGACUUUAAACCGCACGUCUUGACGAAAACCUAGUUUUCGACGCGCAUUGUGCAAAAUUCUAGAACGCAUUCAUUUCCGACGGGGCGCUUGUCACCAUUGAGAAAACGAGACGAGCGCGCGCUGGUUGAGUUCAACACAGCGGACAAAUCAGUAUUUAUAGGCAAUAAUUGAAAUAUUCGUUCACUGGAAACAUCUUUUUCUCGCACUGAGACAGUUUUCAGGCUAGCGCAACGCUUUAAAUUACGAAACUGCGCCUCUAUAUCUUUCCGUGCGUCACUUGUACUUUCAGUUUUGAGAGCUCGAGCAACAUAAAUUUCCGCCUCAUUGGAGUGCGCUUUUGUUGAUACAUAAUAAAGGAAGCAAUUACUGGAACUUUUUUCUUUUUAUAACCCAAACACUAAGGUCUUCUUCGACGUUUUUGUUAAUAUAGACGAGCGCAUGACAAAAUUUUACAAAAAAAAUUAAGGCACAUUCAGAACAACGCGUAAUAUUCGAGAAAUUUUGCGUCAGUUGUCGUACGGUAAGCUACGAGUUGAUGUUUAGCCAACACAGAGAUUUUGUGCUGGAGAAUCAGUUGAACCGUCUCUUACUCGGUUGUCUUCAAGUUUUAUUUUGCGCAGCACAAUUGGGGGAGGUGGUGCUAUAAACUUGGUUGAUGACUUGUCCGCCAAUAAGACUGUUGAUUUGGGGGCGGUCUUACAAAAACACAGAUACUUGAAUUUUAUUAAUCCGUGAUGAAAGUGCAGCGAUCUUUGAACUAUUUCAAAAAUAACGAGUAAAAUUUAAUUGUUAAGUUAAAUUUCUUAUUGUGUGAAGCUGACACAUCUUUGAAAGUUUGGACAGUUCAUGCUGUGAAAAGUAAUCUUUAAUAGUACCAACUCUGAAAGAAGUUUUACAACUCUACAUGAGAUUGAAAAAAGGUUUACCCUAGUAAGGCAACAUAUUAUUUUGUGUUGAUCGCAUCUAAUUCUGCCCCAUCCCCUGUUCUCCAUUCCCCAUUCCAGUUAUAAGGGUAUAGAAACAUGGGUCUCAGAAAAUUUUGGCCUGAUGUCCAAGUCUCAGAAGCAUUUUUGAUAGGUCUUGAAUUUUGAAACCGGGGUCUUGCAAAGUCUUGAAUUUACCAUUUUUUACCCCUUAACCCAUUCACCCCUGAACCGCCCGUAACCGCCUGUGCGGAUCCACGUCUUUUCUACCCUUUGUGAUGUCAUCAGUUUUAAUGGUAAAGGACAACUUUGUCCGCUAACUUGUGCAGAGUGAAGAGAUCUUUCAAACCAUACCAGAAUUCAGUCAAGGACACCGGAGAAAGAGGCAAAAAACCAUGUAACGUUGACCUGAAAAUCUGCAUGAAAAUCUUGUUCCAUUGCUCACCUACCUUUCCUUUCACCUAAUCCUAAGAUCCUAAAAGCUUUCCUAAAACUAGUCCCACCAAAAUUAAGCCUACUAAAUGCCCAGCAAGAGGAAAAAAAAUGAGGCAGGAAAGGCGAAAAAAGAGGGGAGGAGAGAAAGCGAAAAGUAAAAGUCAAGACUGCUGUGUUACUUUUAAACCCAAAAACUAUCUUGAAAUUUUGCUUUCUGUGUAUGCCCGAACUUCGCAAGCUGAUAUUUUGCAUCUGGAUCAGAAGGCCGUGAAGUGUACAACCUGUAAACCGGUUUGUUGUAAGUUUUAGCUCUUUAUAGCAGGACAGUGGCCAGAAAACCACUCGAGUACCUUCAAAACGCGUUUUUCGGCAAAAUCUCCAGGAGCGAAUGGGUUAAUUAUUUCCCUUUUCAGCAGUCUUUUCAACCUCCCCUUUAUUUUUUUACUGACAUCUUACGGGAUUCAUGCAUACAGUUGUUGACCCUUUGCCACUUACCAUAGUAAAGUUUGUGCUCACUGACCAAAUAAAAACCAUUCCAGCAGAUGAAAAUAGAAACUUGAUCUAAUAAUGGUUUUCAGUGCCAGGAAGUUCUAUAUACACUAAACCACAUCCUUAUCAGGCUGGCUCAAUUAAUUUUACAGAAUGUUAGGCCAGUGACCUUUUCAAGGGUCAUUUUAUUUAUGCACUUUUGUGCAAAGUGCUCUGACACUAACAAGAGGUAAAUGCCAGGUAAAAGCAUCUUACACAUAUGGUCAUUUUGCCCUUCAUAGACUAACUUUGUUAUAGUACAGCUGCACAUAUGCUUGAGGGCGUGAAAUUCCUGUCACGCCUCCUGUACACGAGCUGCAGUGAUGUUACUACAGUCCCUCUAUUUUUCUCGCUUCCUCCCAAAUGACCCCUGCCCCUUAAGUAGUUUUGACACUCAUGCAAGAUGGCAGCCCGUAACGCAAAGCGCUCUAUCUUGACUAUGUUACGGAAAAAUAGAGGACUGUGAAUAGUCUAAAAUCCCAUUGAAGUUCAAAACUGCAAGGACCAUUCUCAUCUGAGCUCUAUACAUUGUUGCCUUAAUUACCAGCCUAUGUGAAUGGAGUGCUACUUGUUUUUCCUAAGAGAUGUAACCCUGUUAAUUUUUUUUUAGGAGGUAUCAUCACCUUCUCCAAGGCCACCAAUUUCCAUUAUAAAGUAAGUGACACAAUAUUCUUUGUAUAUUCACUUAGUUUUAACUUUGGCAGAGGUAUGGUGACACUGUUUGUCUUUGCAAGCCAUGUGGGUGUUUUAUUCUCCAAUAAUUUUGAUAUGUAGUUCUUUGUACCUUGUUAGUCUAAAAUUUGCUAUCUAUGGGGUAGGUCUCAAUUUUUAAGGUAGGUCUCUGGCAGAACAUAAUGCAGUGGAAAUGAAAACCCCUAGAAUGGAGAAAAAUGAUUUUAUUGUCUGACAGUGGAGCUUGUAGCUUAUCGGAAUGGCUUUUGCAAGAAGAGAUUUAAAAGGAGAUUUUGUCACAGGGGCUGUAAGUAUACCUAUCUGCCUUCAAAAAGGCUACUUUGUUAAAUCCUUUAAGCCUAAAGUAUUUACAAGCAGAUUCUUCAGACUAUUCUCCGUACAUUUCUCCUUAAAGUUGAGAGAAUUUGACAAAGGUUCAAAACAUUUUCCCUUUUGUGAUCACUUUAUUUCUCAUAACCUUUUUUCUUGAUGUUAUUGUUGAUAUUGUUACUUUUAGGAGAAAAUUGGUGUUCUUUGUCCUGUAUGUCUAUCUUUCAUCUGUGAUUCAUUUGACGGGGUGCCCUGUCUUUCUUUUUUAUUCAAGAAAUCUCAAAAUUUAAUGCUUCUUAUAUUGAUUCUUUCAGGCCAUAUCUGUUGCCACCUACACCAUCAUCAGAUCCUGCAUCACCUUGUGUCAGUGAUCAGGAAAGUGCCAGUGAUGUGGAUGAGCAAGCCAAUCAAAAGGGAGCAGAUGAGGAGAGUGAAGAAGUGAAGAAAGGUAAAUAAACAAACAGAUAACCCACAGGGAGCCCACAGAAGUUCUUUUUCAGCCAAGUGAAGUCCAGGAUCAAUCCCAAUAAGUAUUUCUCAGAGGGCAUCAUGAGCACUGCCAAAGCCAGUUGGAGAUGACUUAAAGUCUACUGCUCUUCAGUCAAAUGAUGAUGUGAAUCCACUGUUCCCUAGACAUCCAUAUCAUAGACACCUCAUUAUUAUGGAUCAUUUGCUUUUUCUCUUGGGAAAGAAAGCUCCUAGAUUUUCUCUAAAUUCAACCCAUUUAUACAGACAUCCCGUUAAUACAGACAAUUUCAAUGGCCCUGUCAGUGUCUGUAUUUACGGGGCUUGACUGUACAGUUUUUGAACAACAAUAAAGUACUAUAGUGAGCUCUGAGAAAGAUUAACUAAGAAACAAGGUCGCUUUAAUCACCCACUCUCACUCAUGAUCAGCCAUGGGAUUAAAUAAAGAGUAUAUUUUUAGGUUUACUCAUCACAGGAAUGUCACAACAAAAAUGGUAUUGUGUUUUGGAAAUUUAAUAAUGCUGGUUGUACCAUUUAUUUAUUGUCAGGCCCUGUUGUUCCGAAACAGCCCAUGAGGUGUGAUGUCUGUGGACUGAGAGUGUAUAAAUCCUACCGUUUUAUCAACCGCACUAGCGCACCAGUACAUCUUAAACACUUUAUUACCCCAGAAAAUGACCGCAUCAGGGUAUGCAAAACUUGCUUUAGUUCCCGAGAGCGCUGCCGGAAAAACCUUGCCCUUAUUCUGCUGCGCUCUAAGACAAGCCAAAUGACUCAUCUGCGGACUCCCCUAGGAGUUACACAUGGCCGUUCAACCAAAGCUAUGGAUUACAUUGUAAGGGACCUAAAAAAAGGAUUCAAGAGACCGUACGAUGAUCUACUUUGUGAUGAGACAAUGGCGGAUGAAGAUGAAAUGGAGGCCGAUGAUGAGAGGUUCUUGUUGAAUGGCAACACAAACAGGAACCAGGCAACAAUGCCUAAACUCUUUGCAAUGGAAAAAGAGAAUGCCAAACAGGCUUCACCAACACCUGCCCCUGUGAAGAACACUGGCAUUGUUACUGUGGUGAAACGUCACGGUGGAAAGUAUAACCCAACACCCAAUUGCUUUACAAUUUAUGGAGAAGUUGACAACUUGAAGAGCAAUGAAAAUGUUGUAAGCACAGGUGCCAGAGAGCAAAAUGAAAACAGCCUUCCUAUUAAUGUGACUGAAAAUCUUAAGAAACUAGUGGAUCAGAAUUCUUCAUUACCGUCAACCGUGAACAUCACCUCAAAUUCAGAAAUUAAAUCCAUAAAUAAUAAGCUGACAUUCUUAGAUCAUGCUUAUGCUUUACCACCACCAAAGGGGAAAGUGCCAUCGGUACUUAGGACUCAGGCUGUUACCAAAAUGAAGGUUCCGACAAGCAAGACCGUGAAAGAGACAAAUGCAACCAAGCAAGAGCCACAGAAAAAGACUGGUGAGUAUUGUAAGUUCCUUGCUGAAAAUGUGAGUGAUGUAACGUUGAACCUCCAAUAACCGCCACCUUUGCACAGUAGACAUGUCUUGUUAGCUUUAUGUUUUGUUUUCCCAAUGCAGGUCGUGUAAUAAUACUCAUUAUUAAAAACUGAAUCAUCGGAUAAUGCAAUUCUAGCAUUUUGAUUGGCUUAGCCGUUAUGGUAUAUGAGCUAUUAUACCAUGCUCUCCAUAUAUGGUCGGUGUACCCGUCAGUUUAAAAUUGGAAGCUAGCUGAGAUUUUUUUUAGCAAAGGAUAGAACGGCGCCCGAAGCAAAUCAUUUUAAUUCAUUUUUUAGAAUACUAGAAAUGCAAUUUCAUUGAAAGAAAAAAGACAAAAACAAACAAAAAAGCCACAAGAGCUUGUUUGAAAGUUUGUCGAAAAACACAUGAAAACACAUGGAACUAAAGUACCGUGACCAGCUACAAAAGAAGACAAGUGUUGUUUCUUCAUGAUCGCGAAGCCAUUCGUCGAUCGAGUCACUCGCUGAUAGAUAACUGCGGCUUGUUUAUCCGACAUCAAGAAUAUAAAUCACAAGUAACCAGCUACAAAUACAGGCUAUGCAGCCAUUCACUAGAGCAAUCGAGGCGGCAGUAUAGCUUCUUUUCUCGUUCAGCAAAACCAGCUUGUGGCUUCAAACAACUUCAUAACAAGCGACCGAGGUAAUAGUUUUUCUCCGUUGCUCUUACUUUUAUAACUGCACCGAAAAUCCAAAUUCACAGUAAUUUCAACGGCUGUCACUUAAAAAUUAUUUUCCUUCACAUUAUCUGCCAGGUUUUUUAAGCUGUUCUGCUGUGUCAAAUCCUAGAAUCCCGAUGAGUUUUUAAAAAACUAAUGUUCAUCGCUACAAUGUUUUGAUUUUUCAUUCUUGCAGUUCAGGCGAGUCCCUUCGCGUGUUGACAGUUUUGAUAGACGUGUGACAUGUGAAUAGCGGAAGUCCCUUGUCUUUUCCAGUUUGUUCUAGUCGGGGAGAUUCAACGAGAUUUUGUGGGCGUUUUUAAUAAAACAAUUAUUCCACUCGCGCUUGUUGGAUAUAAGAUGAUUAUAGCCAACUCGGCGCUACGCGCCUCGUUGGCUAUCUAUCAUCUCAUAUCCAACGCGCCCUCGUGGAAUAAUUGUUAAAUAGAACUGUUUCUUUUGUCCAUUACAAUCAUUAGAUGCGUAUGUACACAUAAUUUAUGAAAGGACAAAGGGGCUGCUUGCUUUGGAAAAUCAAAACAUACAAGUUUUUUUAUGAAGAAGUCUAUUGCAGACACAAUCUUUUUAUGCCACCAAGCUAUGCAAUGAUUGUAUAGCAAUAAUUUAUACAUUAAUAAUUGUACAGCUUGUUCUAUUAUUGUAUAGCUUGUCAUGGACUGUCUCAAACAAAAACCUAAACAUAUCAAUGAAAAAAAAUUAUCUUUGGCAAUGGAAAUGCUGCAUCAGCAUAGUCAAUGGCACAAAUUACUCUAUUUUGGUAGGGCCAUUAAUAGCCGGGGGGGGGGUGGAUUCUUGGGUUAGUUUUUGCUGGGUAUGUGCCGCUGGCUUCUCAGAACCCCUACCCCAUUUUAGUAAAAUCCAACUAGUGGUCUAUUAUCAAUGCUGCAUUCCGAUUGGUUGAGCUACUACUAGGCUAUAUGUUAUAGCCCACUAGUAGCGAAAAGCGCAGGCUUUUUGGGACAAAAAAGGAUUAAAGUCUAGCUUUUAACUAGCUAAAAUUUUUUUAUUCUCAAUAUUUUUGGCCAACUAGUUGGAUUUUACUAAAACAAUUAUUCCUCUCGCCCCGAUGGGCUAUUGACUCAGAGCCCAUUCGGGCUUGAGGAAUAAUUGUUAAAUAGUCUAUUCUGUUGCCAUAUUAUAGACCCCAUCUUAGUCACUGUGGGAAAAAAGUAAUUUUCGCAAUCCCAACUUAGUCACUUUCUGUUUAUGCAUCUACCUUAUAAAGCUUUUUAACUUGGUCAUCCUGAAAUGAACUGACACAUUUGUUAAACUUUAAUAGUGUGGUGUUAAUCUUUCUAUUUUUAUAUCCCUAUAUACCUGAAUUUUCUGGCCCCCAAAAUCCUGAAAAAAUGCAACCCAAUUCUAGUAACUCUUAUCAAAAUGCAGGCCCAUAAUAGUCAAUCCAGUCGUGAAAAUGCGACCCCACCCAGCAGCACAUACCCAUUAGCUUACUACUAGGAAGUACCCCACCGCACUCACCCCUGAGCAUUAAUGCCAUUAACACAUGAAGGGUAGUGCAACUAAGGUGUAUGUAAUUAGGAUGUAUCAGUUGUCUAUUAUAUGGCUGGUUUCAUAUGCAAGCAAGAUGAAGCUAUUCCUGUGUUCUGAUGGCUAUUUCUUGCCCACUCAGGAUUUUCAGCUUUGGUCUUGCAAGAAAAAAGUAACUUUUAUCUUCUGUGGCCAUAUAUCAAAUCCUUUACUGUUUAAGCUUCUCCAGUCAAGAUGGCUGAAUAUUGGCCUGGUUCUUUUUUGGUGUUUUUCUUGGGACGUAUACAAAACAUGGACCCUUGGUUUAUUUGCACCCUUUCGUGGACCCCAUCCAUGGACCACCCCUACUUUUUUAUGACGAGUUUAACCUGAGGUCUAAAAAACUUUAGGAACCUUAAGCUGAUGAAACUUUGGUCAGUUUUUAUUAUUAGGGAGAUGGGCUCCUUAUGUAUAUUAUACGUUUCUGGGAAACUGCCCACCUACCCCUCCCCUAAGCCAACAUUUUGCCUUAAGUGAAAAGUGAGUGUUAAUGUUGGCAUAGGGGAGGGGGUAGAUGGGCAGUUUCCCAGAAUCGUAUAAUGAUCCUAUACUUGUUCAAAAUUUCUUUCAAUUCCAUACCAAUGUAAUGGGUUUGCUUCUGGUGAAGGAGUAAUCAUAUAAUUAUUUAAGGGAAAAGGAGGAGAAGUAGGAAGGAAGUAGUCUCCUCAUAAUGCAGCUCUGUUUUUGUCUUCCUUUUGCGCAAAAAUUCAACAAAAUCGGCUGCUUAGGAACCUAGGGAUGAAGCAUAAUGUCUGUGUGUUUGUAAAGGAAACAAUCUUGACUUGAAUGAAGGGCAAUUUACAUAAACCAACCUGUUGUUGUCCACAAACUUGUCAGAUGUCUGGCCAACAAUGAUAAUGUGCAGGUCAUUUUGUGCUUGAUUCGUGAGUAGGAUUCAAUAUAAAGUUUGUUUACCAAUCAAUAUUUCCAAGGGCUAUAAGGGAAGGGAAGUCUGGGAAGGAUACUCAAUCUUCUAUGCAGCUGUUUUUGUUUCAUGCAGUGGGAUGACACAAAAAAGAGCUGCAUGGAAGACUAACAUAUCCCCUCAGUAGUACAGUAUGGGGAAAGAUGUAAGUGACACAGGGCUGCAGUUAGGUGGGUCCUGGGGUGUUAGUGGCCCCUCCUUUAUGAGAGGUAUCCUUUCUAUUUUUCUGCAAAAAUAGGAACACCUCGAACUCCAGAUCUGGAGGUCCGGGGUUCACGCCUUGUCUGUCACGUUGUUUCCUUAGACAAGUAACUUUACUCCACUUUGUCUCUCAUCUCCCAGGUAUAUAAAUGAGUACUGGUGACAUAUUGCUGGGGGCUAACCCUGCAAUCAAGCAAUACUCGUAGGCAUCCUUCAUGCUAACGAGACUGGGAUCUGUUCUGGCCAUUUAAGCCUUUGGCUUAUGUGCACCUUUACCUUACCUUACCUUGCUCCACCCAAACUCACUGCUCAUACUAAAAAACUGUUACCUUUAGUAAAACCAUUUUUAAGCCUUUAACUUUGGUAAAACCAUUUUAAGCCAUUUUUAAGAUUCAAAACAUGGGAUGACUGCCAGUGUUUAUGGUGGGUGAUUGAACUUGUUACUUUUUUUUUUCUUAGCAUCAGCAGAUGGGCAAACUUCUACAGAAAGAACUUGUGGUAUAGUUUGCUUCAUGUGUGACAACCUCGUCACAAAAUCCUACAGCUGCUACAAGAAAGAAAAUGCACCAGAAAAAAUCAAACAUCUCUUCACUCCUGGAGUCAAAGUAGUGAAAGUUUGUCGCAGAUGCAUGCCAUAUAAAAAGCCCAAAGAAGAAGAUGGCAGUGCAGGAGCUGGAAAGGGGAAAGUAAAAGCAGUUAAGGGGAAACUUGCCAAGAUCAAAAGUGCAAAGCUGGUUAAAAAUGCCAAGUCAACUAGUAAAGCUAACUCUGGAAAGAUGAAUGAGAAGAAAGUCCCAGCUGUAAAGUCACCUUCAAAAGAUGAUAAAAAGCAGAAGGAUGGAAUCAAGGAAGAUAAAGCAAAAGUUUCCCCUACCAAAAAACAGUUCAUUGUCAUGCAAACAAAGAAAUUACCAGCCUCAAAAGUACCCAUGGCCAAAGAUGUUAAGCUUGCAAAUACCAAACCUAUUCAAGUUGUGAUGGGUAAGCUUAUUAUUCCACCUAAAGAGGAAACCAAGUUGGAAGGUGGAAAAUCAGUCAGUCCCAAAAAUGCUAAUACAAGUGCUAAAGUCUUGUCGACCUUGGUCAAGAGCCCUGGACAGAAAAGUGACAAGGGGAUCAAUACAAUGGAAAAAGUUAAAGACAGUUCAGUUGCCAGUGAACACUCUGCAGAAAAUAAGCCCAAAGCAGCUAAAGUUGACUUUGGUACACAAUCAAUGAAAUCUAUGAUUGGUCUAAAUAAGGUUAAAAUCAAGUCAGCAGAGCCAGUGUCACUGUCCAAUGAAACGGUAUCAGAGGACACUCCAGAAAAAGAAUUAAAUGAAAAAGCUGAAGACAGACCCAAGGUUAGUGCUUUAAAACAAGUGACAUCAAGUGAUGCAAAUUCAACGACAUCAAAUGAUGUAAAAAUCAGUUCUCAGACGCAGAAGGAAGAUGUUGAGCAAGAAUUGAUAGGAAAAAGCACAAGUGCUGCAACUGAAGAAAUGGGAGGUGAUGUCAAGAAAAGUGUGGUUUCAUUGCUUGAGCAAGAAGAAAAUACCAAAUCCGAAUCAAAGAGCAGCGAGGAGAAGAAAACAGAUGAAAAAGUAGAAAGAGUUGCUGCAUGUAAAAGUAUUGCAGAAGGGGUGAAAGUGAGAGAAACAAGGUCAUCUUCAAGGUCUCCAGUGAGAGCAAGAGAAAUGAAACCUGCUGAAGUUUCAUCACCCAGGAGAGGAAGGAGUUCGGGAACUCCUGACAAAAAGCGUGAGGAUUAUAAACAGAUAGUCCCGACUGUAAUGACACGGAAAAGACUGGCGUCAUUUUCUGAGUCAGAAGGUGACAAAAAGGCAGAAAUUGAUUCUGCAGUGGGAAGCAAGAGACGUGCUGUUGCUGCCCUGCUCGAAAAGAUGUCCAGAAAAUCUGCUGAGUCUUCUCAGAAUGGCUCUGCUACCAAAGUCAAAGGGGAUAGCAGCAAUGAGGAAGUUUCUAGUGGCAAAGGUGAGAUACAAUUUUAGGCUUUGAUUUCUUUAGCUCAAAAAUAGCCUGGAUAUUCACUCAUAAAACUUUGCUGGUCAGAUGUGAUUCAAAGGCUCCACUAAACAAGUGGAUCUAGACAAGUGCAAAAAGUACUCUGGGCAGUUUCAUUUCUUUGAACUGAACAUUCUAGAGUUCACAUGCAAAACUUGUGGACAAAUUGAGUCAAAGAACAAUGGCUCCUAAGUUGUAAUGACACAAGAGGGUUGCCAGUACCAUAGGGUUUUCUGGUAGAGAAUACCCUAGAGAUCUCGGCAGUUGUGUCAGGACAGUGACACGGAGGUUUCCUAAUAACACUCCGCAACAGAUUCAGCCAAUGUCUAUUUUAUUACCUUUACAGUUAGGGGUUUCCCUUUCUCGUAAUUUGUUUUAAAAGCCCUAUUUAAAUCUUGUCAUAUUAAACUUAAUCCUUGCACUCCAGAUAUUCUUGAUGGUGUGUUUUUAUUCAAUAUACCCCAGAAGGUAGUCACUGCUGUAGGGAUCCCUUUGCCUGGUCCUUAGGCUCCAUUAUUCCGUGCUGUCUAUGCAUUUGGGGUCACAUGGUCUGAAUGAGUUUUUUAGCAUGUCUCAGAUAUGUCACUGACACAAAUUGACGGAGAAGGCGUGGGAAAAUGCUGGACAGAGGCUAGGUAAGGGUUUCCUCUCAGGGUAAUGAUUCAGAGUUGUCAACGUCCAAACAGAAGUUUUUGCACAGUGUAGUGACAAAGGUGUUCAAUACCUUAGUGACCUGUCAGAGGGUAUUGAAAAAGGUGACAGUGUUCUGCAUCAGACGUGGCCAAUACCUUCCUUAGUUGCUCCCACAUGUUGUUUAAUAGUGUUUUUUUUUACAGUUUGGAGAAAUAGAAACAUGCAGUGUUUGUGUUUGUUUCCAUAGGCAAAGGCCAUUCUAUGACAAGGAGAAAUCAAAUCCCAAUUAAGUGUCCAGGAUGCAAUCAAAAGGUAGUCAAGUCGUACAGGUGUUUUAUGAGAGGCAAUGCACCAAGUCAUAUCAAGCCUUUGUUUACAGAACAGGCAAAUCCAGGUGAAAUGCUGCGCAUUUGUCGAAAAUGUCUGAAGGGAAAAGGAAAAUCUUAG
This is a messenger RNA of Porites evermanni, 12127 nucleotides long. The record is from the annotation of a GenBank genome assembly. Lineage: Eukaryota; Metazoa; Cnidaria; Anthozoa; Scleractinia; Poritidae.